Molecule: messenger RNA, 1221 nt
Organism: Bipolaris oryzae ATCC 44560
Lineage: Eukaryota; Fungi; Ascomycota; Dothideomycetes; Pleosporales; Pleosporaceae
Exons: 1
Coding region: 1-1221 (406 amino acids)
Source: RefSeq, a predicted model, not a curated record
AUGCGUCUUCUGCGGCUUGAUCCUAGUAAACGCAGAUGGAUCCUUGAGAGGUUCUCGGGGGGAGAAACUCCAGUCUAUGCGAUACUAUCCCAUACUUGGGGUCGCAGUGAUGAUGAGGUUCAAUUCGAGGAUAUUCAAGGUGGACAAAAAGAAUAUGAUGAUACUAGCAAACUGGGAUACGAAAAGCUACGCUUCUGUCAAGAGAGAGUCGUGAGGGAUGGCCUAACAUACUUCUGGAUUGACACCUGCUGCAUCAACAAAUCGUCCAGCUCCGAACUUCAGCAUUCAUUGGCCUCCAUGUUCUAUUGGUAUCAGAAUUCUACCAGAUGCUACGUGUAUCUCUCUGAUGUAUCCGUCCAUGAGUCUACAGAAGUUUCUGAUAUGAAAUGGAAAGAGGCAUUCUUAAAGAGCAGAUGGUUCAAACGCAGUUGGACGCUUCAGGAACUCAUUGCGCCUACUUCCAUCUCCUUCUUUUCCAGGGAAAAGACAUUCCUCGGCAACAAGAAAGAGCUAGUAUCUACGAUUAGUGCUGUGACUCAGAUUCCCAUCCGAGCCCUCCAAGGACUUGAGCUCCUUUAUUUUACCGUAGAAGAGCGUUUUUCUUGGAUCAAGAGCCGCUCUGCAACGAUCCCGGAAGACGUUGCUUAUUCCUUAAUGGGGAUUUUUGACGUGCAGCUGCCCAUGCUGUAUGCAGACGGUGACUACGAUAGGAGGAAAAAUGCAGCAUUGAAAACUCUCCAAAAAGCGAUUACGGAAAGGAAUGACAAUGAUAAAGAAUCACAAUCUGUUAUACGGGUUGGGGGCGCUUCUUGGAGUGACCUCAUGAAAUUGAGUGAGAACGAUUUGCAGGAACUAGAUUCCGACCUUCAAGAAUACCAGAAAUGGCUACUCGAGGAGUUGCCAAAUCAGAUCAAUAAAUUGACCGUCUGGACCCCACUGCUUGGAGAACUUUCGGAGGCUGCAGGGGUAAAGAUGAAGGCAUUAUUAGAAAAGUAUGGCGUUGUUUAUGAGGACCUAUCACACCUUCAACCCAACAUACGACCUUAUGAACAAGCAUGGGCCUGCUUUAGUGACGAGCAACUCCCAGUACAAACACGAGUGCAAGCACUAGUGGAAAAUCGGUGGUUCUUCACGAGGAAGAAUGAGAACGUUUUUACGUGCAUCACUGCAGCUAGAACUCUCGAAGAUUUAAUGAUCUGGAGGAAGGUCUGGGACAAGUAA